This is a messenger RNA of Cordyceps fumosorosea ARSEF 2679, 837 nucleotides long. RefSeq lists its product as hypothetical. The record is from RefSeq and is a predicted model, not a curated record. Bases 1 to 837 code for a protein of 278 amino acids. NCBI's taxonomy places the organism in Eukaryota, Fungi, Ascomycota, Sordariomycetes, Hypocreales, Cordycipitaceae. The transcript is spliced from 2 exons.
AUGGACUUGCACAAGCGCGCCUUUAUCAUGAACGACGGCGACCACGUUAAAAACUAUCUUGUCGACGUUGGGCUCGAAAAGGCGACCAUGUCCGGGGCUACCAUGACGCCGGCGGCCGUUGUACACCAGAUAGAGGAGUUGCCAUUGGAUGCGGGAACUAAGCUGAACAAAGGCAAUCUUCCGUAUCUGAAAGCCAGGGAAGUUUCGAAGCACCAGAUGAAUGAUAUGAAUCUGCAGUUUCUGGAGGGGCAGUGGAAAGCCAUUGUCAAGCAGAUGAAGGAGUCGGGCGCGCUCGAGUCGUGCCUCGCCGUUCGGCUCACAGAGAUGUUCCGGUUAGGCUGGGAGCUCGACUUGCGGAACCCGAAUUUUGUGAGCAUCUUCCGCGACCUCAUCCUGCCCGCGGCCGAUGCUGGCAAGGUCGCCCCCGCGGGCAUGGUCAAGCGCGUCUUUGUCUUCAGCGACAUGCAGUUUGACGAGGCGGAGGAGGGCGCCGCCGCGCAUUGGAGGACGUCGUACGAGGUGAUUCGCGAUCUCUGCGCUGCCGAAGGCUACGAGGUGCCGGAGCUGGUGUUUUGGGACCUGAGCGGGAACUCGACAACGCCGGUGACGGUGACGGACGAGGGCACGGCGCUGGUCAUCGGGAACUCGCAGGCGCUACUGAAGAUGUUCAUGGACGGCACCUCGUGGCGCGGUGAGGAUAAUGGGGAUGUGGCGACGCGGGAUGAGGAGGGAGACGGCGAUACUGUGGUAGUUGAGACGGCCGAGACGACGCCACGCUCGAUUCUAGACAAGGCGAUCGGGCACCCGGCGAAUAGCAUGUUGAAGGCGUAUGACUGA